CUAACAUUAUCAUCUCUCAUUUGUAGAACCCAAACUAAAUUUGUAAAUCAAAAUCUUUACAAUUGCUUAACACUUUUCAGGCUUUCGCCGGACCUAAUAGAAACUCCGGCAAUGCUAGCUACCGGAGCAAGACCAUUAUUUCCACUUUUCAACACUGCCCAAGAAACUCAAAGUUCAAAUUUUUCUCAGUUUUUCACCAAAUUCUCGCCGACCCAUCUCUCAUUUCACUCAAAUAAACUGACCCAUUUUGGCUUUUGUGUUGUUCUUGGCAAGAUUCGAAAUGGGUUGGGUCCAUUUGCUGCAAAAAGCCCAAGAAAAGGUGUAAAUGAUGUUUUGGAAAUUGAAGGUUUUGAUGAAGAUGAUGAUUUUGAGGAAUUAGAUGAUGAUUUUGAUGAGGAAGAGGGUGAUUUUGAUGAAGAUGAGGAUAUGAUUGUGCCAAUGAGAAAUAUGAAAGAGUGGCUUGAGAAUAAGCCAUUAGGAUUUGGAGAAGGUAAAGUGUAUGAUACUACGAUUGAGGAUAAGUUAGCUGAGGAAAUUGAGCAGAGCAGGAUUGCGCAGCUUGCGAAUCUUAAUAAGCUUAAGAAUAAUCCCGGAAGUGGUAGUUCUAAGAAUCAACAAAAACCGAAAGUGCCAGAAGUCGUUUCAAGUGGAAUUCGUGUACGCUUGGUUAAUCUUCCUAAGAAAAAGAAUAUCAUUCGGGAUCUGCAACGGGCUUUUAAAGGAUUUCCUGGAAUGAUUAAUAUAAGUCCAGUUGUUUCUGGAAGCAAGAAAACCAGGGAGCCCAUCUGCACGGGAAUUGCCUUCAUCUAUUUCAAGUCCACGGAUGAUGCGAAUAGGUUCAUACAGACCUUCUCAAGACAAAGUAUAGCUUUCGGUAAGAUUCAAAAGCAAAUAAAAUUAGAGCUGAUGGAUUCAAGUUCUGCAAAGACUGCUUCUGAAAAGUUGGUUGGUAGUAAUUCCGGGCCUCGUCUAGCAUAUAUUAGUGCGAACAAUGACCUAGAUGCUACUUCUGACAUCGAAACUCCUGCUUCAAACUCAAAGGACAUUAGUGGAGAAUAUGACAGUGAAGAUGAUGAGCAUAUAUCAGCUGUAGAAGAGGAAGAGAGAGAAACUGUGGAAGUUUUCAGUAUGGUGGAACACAGCGAGGAUGACGAUAGUAUGAUGCCUAAGGAAGAGUCUCUAUCCAAUGCACUGUCGUCACAGCCGCUCAAAAAGAACCGCACCAAAAAGAAAAAGAUUGUGGUCAAAGGGAAGCAAAAGAAGUCCGCAAAAUUGAAUAUACCAGGAUCUGCAAAAAGGUUAAAGAUAAAAGAGAAGGCUGUGCUUACAGAUGUAUUCUCCAAGUACGGACAGAAGGCUGAUGCAGCUGUUGUGAAAUAACAAAGCCGAUGAAGAAUAGGUGCUUUGGUCGAAAACAAGAUUAAAGAAGUAGAUAGAUGGCUGUAAUUUUGCUAAAAGGUUGUUAAGAAAACUGUUCAGGAUAAAUUUUAAAUGUUUUAGAAAGAUUUGUAGAAACGAUUGAAUGUUUUAAGUCUGCGAUACCAUCUCUCCCUGUAAUCUUCUACUCCGAGGUCCAGCAGUCAAAGGAGUUUGAAUUUUUAA
Daucus carota subsp. sativus is the source of this 1602-nucleotide messenger RNA. RefSeq lists its product as uncharacterized. The record is from RefSeq and is a predicted model, not a curated record. NCBI's taxonomy places the organism in Eukaryota, Viridiplantae, Streptophyta, Magnoliopsida, Apiales, Apiaceae. The coding region runs from base 112 to 1380 and encodes 422 amino acids. The transcript has 4 exons. Gene Ontology annotation, molecular function: nucleic acid binding.